AUGUUCGCCUCGCUGCUGCGCUCGAGAAGGAGUCGGCCGUCGGAGACGACACCCCUCCUUGCAGCCCUGCACAGCUACCGCCACCGUCACCACGACGAGGCGUCCGAGGCCGAGGCCGACUACGACGAGCACGCAGGCCCGUACGACGGCGGGGUCGAGGAUGAAGACCAGGACCACGGCCGGCGCGACGGGCCAUUGCUGCCCGUGUUUUCCUCGGAGCUGCUGGACCGCAUCCCCAUCUACAACAACACCCACGCCAUACGCACCAUCGUCGUCCAGCGCUGCGAGACGACGCUGAGCUGGGACCAGCUGCGCUCGCCGCAGGUCUCGCAGUUCCUCGUCAAGCCGAUACAGCAGCAGAUCCGCGCAGAGCACUUCUCCCGCGGCGCCCUGUACUGCCUGGCCGCCAAUUGUCUGCAGUUCAGGAAGGAGGGAGACGCCAACCCCGGCAAUGUGGGCGUCAGCAAGACGCGCGCGCUCCUGUGCGAGCUGCUCGCCAUGCGCCUGCUGAAGGAGUUCUCCACCCGCGAGCUGAUCGAUGCGCUGAGCUACGACUACGACCCUCUCCAGGGCCUCGACACGCCGCCCGGUGGCGCAGCAUGGGCCCGCCAGGGACAGCGCCAUGCGCGCAUCUCUGCUCUGGAGAUUGCCAUCCGCGCCCAGGCAAAGAAGCUCCUGGCCCAUCCCCUGGUCGUGCAGCAGCUGGAAGCCAUCUGGGCCGGCACCAUCGUUUUCCACUCGGUUGCCGACAGCCUCCACCGCAAGCCAGACUCUUCCCACACCAACCUAGCGAGCCACGAGCUCUCUCCCGGAACACGGCCGUCACGCCGCCUGCCGCCGCCGCCCAAGCAAGCAAACGCCGAGCUGCCGGCUUCCGCGCUCAUGAGACGCACAGUCACCCUCUACGACCCCCACCACUCCUCGCUCUUCAAGCUGUCCCGCCUCCGAGUCCCGCGCUACCGCAACCUCUUCUCCACCCUCUCCUUCGCUAUCAUGCUGGCCCUCUUCCUCGCCGUGCUCACCGACAAGUCCGACGACAUCACGGUACUGGAGGUCAUCUUCUGGUUUUGGAGCGCUGGAUACAUGUUGGAUGAAAUCGUUGGCUUCUCCGAACAAGGCUUUGGCCUGUACAUAAUGAGCGUCUGGAAUGUCUGUGAUUUGGGCAUUCUGCUCAUGUUCAUGGCAUACUACAUCCUGCGUUUGUACGGCAUUCUCAUGCCAGACGUCAGCCGUCACCAUGUGGCCAGCAUGGCCUACGAUGUUCUUGGUUCCACUGCAGUCCUCUUGUUCCCUCGUCUGUUCUCCGCUCUGGACCACUACCAGUACUUCUCCCAGUUGCUCAUCGCCUUCCGAAUGAUGGCCAUGGAUCUGAUCGCUAUCCUGGUCCUCAUCUGCAUUGCCUGCAGUGGCUUUUUCGUCGCCUUCAGCCUGGCUUUUGGCAAAGAAAUCGGUGCCUCCAACGCCGCAUACGCCAUCUUCCAGCUGCUCAUGGGCUUUACGCCGGCAGCCUGGGACCUCUGGGCCGAAUACAAUGUCCUGGGCAAGGCUCUGCUGGCUCUGUUCCUCUUCAUGUGUCACUUCCUCAUCGUCACCAUUCUAAUUACCGUCUUGACCAACUCGUUCAUGAAGAUCGUUCAGAACGCCAACGAGGAGCAUCAAUUCCUCUUUGCGGUCAACACCAUCUCCAUGGUCAAGUCCGAUGCUCUGUUCUCCUACAUUCCCCCCACGAACAUCUUUGGGUGGUUGCUUAUCCCGCUCAAGUACAUGAUGCCGUUCAAGAAGUUCAUACGCAUGAACCGUUUAAUUAUCAAGCUCACGCACAUUCCGAUCCUGUUUACGGUCUUCGUCUACGAAAGGCUGCUUCUUUCGAACCUGGCUUACGGGCCCACCGACCUGGUCGAGAACCGCGGAAGACCUGGAACCGCAUCACCAGUGGUACCGGCCUUCAGCAUCCGCGGUGCUGUCGAAGCCUUCAACCCUCGUCUGCGUGAGCCUUCCAUCACCACCUUCCACAAAGACCGCGCGCUCGAGGAAGUGUUUCGCCAACCGUAUCGUGACACAAGCGUGCAAGCGUCUGUGAACUAUCCUUCUGGCCGUAGGAAUUCGAGCAAUGUGGUUUCGGACUGGAUGAAGAAGAUGGGCGAUGACGAGGAGGUCACUCCGCCUCAGGAAGAUGCCCAGUCAGUCUUGGAUCGCCUCGAGGCCCGCACCAGGCCAUAUCUACGCCGCGCAAAGACUUCUGGUCAGUCCAGGCGAAGACACCCGCUUUCCUUCACCAGGAGUGUGGCAUCAGACCCGGAUGACAGUUUUGUGGCCUUCCCCCGGCCCAUUCUCGAGGAAGAAGAACCAGAUCUGAACGAUGAUAUCCCACAGCAGACGGACGCUGAUGGGGACGAUGAGCUGUUGACUCAGGCCGAGGACAACGACUCGAACUCUGACCACCAGACCACACCGAAGGACUUGCCCACGUCUGAUAAAGAGAUCAAGAAACCAAAGUCGGGCUAUGUGACAUCCGAUGACGAGUUUUUCCGUACGCCCAUGGUAGCCCCUAGACCGAAGACUCCGGCGCGCACGCCAGCAAGAGUAUCCUCACUAUCAGACGCUAGCGCUCCUGGGACACAAGGCAUGUCACCCGGUAAGAAGACGAAGCCAUCGCAUGCUCGCAACACGUCCACAAGCACGAUUUUAUUCAGCCCUACCAAGGAAACGAUGGAUGUGUCACGCCCACCUUCGCCUGAGAAGCGCUUGCAGCUGGGCUCACGCAGCGGAACAGCGACGCCAGGUCGCCUCGACGGGCCCGUGAUGUCUGGUAUGCGCACACCCAAGAGACCACAGCCCGUGAGCCACAUGAGUCACGCAUCGGCUUCACGCGCUCGUGCGGUACUACCUCCUGACACCAGCCGCAAGACACCCAAUCUGUCCAACUUCCUCGCUCUGGAUCGGCAACACCGCACGCCUUCCUUCAACGCCGUAGCCCUCGACCUUGCCUCGGACCUCGGCGACAACAACAACAACCCCAACUUCGGCAACAUGAACACCAUCCCCGCCUCCUACACCACGCAAUUCGAACUCGCCGCGCGGGCCCGAGCCGAAGCACGCAUGGAGCGCAAAGGCAGCGACACGGAAUCCGACUCGAACCGUAUGAGCCGGAUCAUGCUCGCGCGCAUGACAACGCUAGAAGAAGGCUUUCGCGACGUGCUCAAGGAAGUCAAGGGCCUGAAGGUGGGCGACUCGAGCGCAGCCGGUAGCCAACGAACGCACACGCCGCCCAACGAACGCGUCGACCUUCUCAAGAGAAAGGGGAAGGCGAAGAAGAGGAAUAGCAGGAAAGACAGUGGCGAGGAGCAGUUUGGAUCGAGCGUCUAG
This is a messenger RNA of Ascochyta rabiei, 3366 nucleotides long. RefSeq lists its product as uncharacterized. Gene Ontology annotation, molecular function: monoatomic ion channel activity. Bases 1 to 3366 code for a protein of 1121 amino acids. The transcript is spliced from 3 exons. Gene Ontology annotation, biological process: monoatomic ion transport; transmembrane transport. The record is from RefSeq and is a predicted model, not a curated record. Lineage: Eukaryota; Fungi; Ascomycota; Dothideomycetes; Pleosporales; Didymellaceae. Gene Ontology annotation, cellular component: membrane.